AGAUAUUUACUAUUUUUUAAAAUGAAAAAAAUGUUCAAAUUAAGACAGGCAACGAAACAUAGAUAACUGCCACAACUUCAUCGGUUCUGUACCGUGUUCCAAUUUCCAACGCUAACAAAAAUCACUCUCCUCUCAAACUUGACAUGAGUUUUAGUAUGAGCUACUGCAACAAUUACGGUCUUCGCCUUCAAUCUUGCAGAAUUGAAAACUCUAAUCUCAACCGUCAUACUCACCAUGGCAGGUAUAUUGUUCCCACCAGUACGAUUAAAAAACCAACUGAACAUGAAAAUUGUCUUGAGUCAAAGUGGAAGAUUGAUGGCAAUAGUAUCAUGACACUCAUUGGUGGCAUGACAGUGGCACAGUUGGUUGCUCCAGUCACCGCAAAAGCUGAAAUGGUAGGUUCUGUUUUUGCUUUGGCUGAUGGAAGUGUCGGCGACUGGUUUGGAGGCAUUUUAUUUUCAGCGGGACAACAGGCCAAUGAAGCAGUUCUGGACCAACUAUCUUCCCUCAGUUUCACUAGUUUGGCUGUAAUUUAUGGGGCAGGACUUGUAACCAGCCUUUCUCCCUGUACACUUAGUGUGUUACCACUGACUCUCGGUUACAUUGGAGCAUUUGGCUCUGGUAAAAGCAGAGCAGAGGUCAUUGGAGAUUCCGUAGCAUUUUCCUUGGGUCUUGCAACCACAUUAGCACUGCUGGGUGUAGGAGCAUCAUUUGCAGGAAAGGCUUAUGGACAGAUUGGCCAAGGAUUACCUUUGGCUGCUUCUGGUUUGGCUGUAAUUAUGGGUCUCAACCUUCUCGAGAUCAUUGAAUUACAGCUCCCCUCAUUUUUUGACAGUUUUGAUCCACGUUCAGUGGCCGCCAAUUUUCCAUCAAGUGUUCAAGCAUACUUAGCUGGGCUUACAUUUGCAUUAGCUGCCUCACCCUGCAGUACACCUGUUCUGGCUACCCUUCUUGGAUAUGUCGCUGCAUCCAAGAAUCCAGUGAUUGGAGGUAGCUUGCUUUUGACUUACACAACGGGAUACAUUUCUCCCUUACUUUUGGCUGCUUCUUUCGCUGGGGCGUUACAGAGCUUGCUUUCAUUUCGCAAGUACUCGUCGUGGAUCAAUCCUAUAAGCGGAGCAAUGCUGCUAGGAGGUGGUGUAUAUACUUUCCUAGAUAGGCUCUUCCCAGCCACAAUGGCAAUGUAGAAAACCUCAUGGCUCUUUUAACAUAUAGUGUGAUCUUUCACUUGAAAUAGUUAAAUGUGAAUAUUAUAUGUUUUCCUCAAAAAAAAUUGUAUAUUAUUAUAUCAUACAUCUGUUUAUUACUCUUAAAAGAUAAAUUAAAAUGAGAGGGAAUCUUUCCUCUUGACUCUCAUAGUUUCAAUACUCUGAUGCUUUUGGAUGAUGUAAAUUUCAUGAAGAGGUGUGACUUUUGAAGUG
Cicer arietinum (chickpea) is the source of this 1421-nucleotide messenger RNA. Its product is annotated as cytochrome c-type biogenesis ccda-like chloroplastic protein 1. The record is from RefSeq and is a predicted model, not a curated record. Gene Ontology annotation, biological process: cytochrome complex assembly. NCBI's taxonomy places the organism in Eukaryota, Viridiplantae, Streptophyta, Magnoliopsida, Fabales, Fabaceae. Gene Ontology annotation, cellular component: membrane.